AUGGACGAUACCCUCACCCUCUCCUACCGAGAUGCCUACCUGCGCCGCUCCGACCUGGCCACCAUUGAACCAGACGAGUGGGUAGGCGACAACCUUCUCUCAUUCCACUCGACCUGGCUCCACUCGACCGCUGCCGCGCCCGCCAGCAUCGCAAUGUGGCCGCCUGCCAUCGUCGAGUUGCUCGUCAGCAUCGAUGAUCCACAAGAGGCCAAGCAGGUCCUGCCGCCCAUCGACCAGAGGUGGCUCUGCCUGCCGGUCAGCGACAGGUACGGAAGAGUAGGGUCAGAUGCCUCUCAUUGGAGCCUGCUCCUCUUCGACACCGCCACCCGCCGCUGCAUCCACUUCGACUCGCUGCCUCCCGCCAACCGCGCGGCAGCCGACAGCGUCGCCAGAGCCAUCGUCGACAUCGUCGCCCGCGAUCAUCGUUCACAGGGUCGUGUAGGCGGUGCGACAACGGCCAAUACGGUCGUCGACCAAGUAGAGACACUGCCCAGGCAGAACAAUGGCAGCGACUGCGGCGUCUACGUCUUGGCCCUCACGCAUUCACUGCAGCCGCUCCUCGAAGCCAACCUGGCCAACCUCCAUCCCGACACCAGCCCAAACAUCCUCGACAACGUCGUCGACGAUCUCGCGACUCGCUGGAUCCCCGAGAGGAUACGCCUGUAUCGCCAGCGAUAUCGCGACUGGCUCCAUCGCUGGGCAGCGGCGAAAUCGUCGUGGGACAAUCCGGCGGAUGUGAGACGGUGUAUAGGUGAAAUUGAGAUGCCGUGA
Messenger RNA from Pseudozyma flocculosa PF-1, 771 nucleotides. RefSeq lists its product as uncharacterized. Gene Ontology annotation, molecular function: deNEDDylase activity; cysteine-type peptidase activity. The transcript has 3 exons. NCBI's taxonomy places the organism in Eukaryota, Fungi, Basidiomycota, Ustilaginomycetes, Ustilaginales, Ustilaginaceae. Bases 1 to 771 code for a protein of 256 amino acids. The record is from RefSeq and is a predicted model, not a curated record. Gene Ontology annotation, biological process: proteolysis.